AAAGGUGUGAAGGUUUUAGGUGACUCGAACUCGAAUGGGAAUCAGGUGAAGUGAUAGUCGUACCUGUCCGGCUUCUCUUCGUCUCUGUUCCUUUGAACAGAAUUCACAAGUCUCUAGACGAAGACGUUAGCGGCCGAUCCGCGUGUUGAAGAGACUAUCCCAUAGCCAUUAUGCUUCCUCUUUCCCUUCUCAAGACUGCCCAAGGGCACCCUAUGUUGGUAGAACUGAAAAAUGGGGAAACCUAUAACGGGCAUUUGGUUAACUGUGACACAUGGAUGAAUAUCCAUCUCCGUGAAGUCAUCUGUACCUCAAAAGAUGGAGAUAGAUUUUGGCGAAUGCCUGAAUGCUACAUACGAGGAAAUACGAUUAAGUACCUAAGAGUUCCAGAUGAGGUUAUUGACAAAGUUCAGGAAGAAACCAAGAGCCGCACAGAUCGCAAACCACCUGGCGUGGGACGAGGUAGAGGAAGAGGGAGUGCGGAUGGUCCUGGGGGACGUCAAGCCAAAGGAAUUGGGCGUGGCCUUGAUGAUGGUAGUGCAAAAGGACCAGGUGGAGGCAGGGGCAGGGGUGGGUCAGGUGGCAAGCCUGGUGGAAGAGGCGCUGGACGAGGAAGAGGUUAAUUUAGUUUGUGCUGUAACAGUUCAGGAUGGGCCAGUUUGCUACUUUUAGAGGCAUUUGUGCCCAUUUUAUUUGGGUGCAUUGACAGAUUCUUCUGCAUAUUAUCUUUUUAUCUAUGGAUAUUUCGUCGUCUUAGGCUUUCAUGGCUGUUAUGGUUACCAAAAUAUAGGUGAUAUCAAAGAAUUUGAUGAAAGCCUCUGGCCGUGCAUCAUAUUUCAACCAUUAUCCAAAUCAUUUGCCCCAAUGAGUAAGGAUGAUGAUACUAAACGCUUAAUUUAUAUUUAAUUCACGGAGCCUUUGGUUGAUUGUU
This is a messenger RNA of Neltuma alba, 928 nucleotides long. RefSeq names its product probable U6 snRNA-associated Sm-like protein LSm4. Gene Ontology annotation, biological process: mRNA splicing, via spliceosome; nuclear-transcribed mRNA catabolic process. The record is from RefSeq and is a predicted model, not a curated record. The coding region runs from base 171 to 620 and encodes 149 amino acids. The transcript is spliced from 7 exons. NCBI's taxonomy places the organism in Eukaryota, Viridiplantae, Streptophyta, Magnoliopsida, Fabales, Fabaceae. Gene Ontology annotation, molecular function: RNA binding.